CAGCAUCUCCUACUCAAUUUUCUUUCAAUUGAUCGCAUCCAUUUUCAUAUUUUCGGCGCAAGGACUUAUCUAUCUGCAAUACUCACCAUCGUUAUAUGAAACGUUUGCCAUAUUUUUAUUUAUGGUAUCAGAAGUCACAGAAAUUUUCCCGUCAUGUUUUUAUUCAAAUCGAUUUAUGGAGACAACUGAUCGAAUGGUCUUUGCGAUUUAUUCAGCAGAUUGGACGAGAUUAUCGCCACGAUCUCGAAAACAUUUUGUAAUAUUUAUGCAGAUGAUGCAGCAAAAGAAAGUCAUAUUGGCUGGAAAGCAGAUCCCGAUAACCUUGGCUACUUUUAUGUCUGUUGUGAAGGCGAUGUUCACAAUGAUAAUGAUACUGAAGCCACAGUGAUUGAAUCAAAACGAUUGACGGGAUCCUGAUUUUUUUAAGCUAGCGCAGAUUAACUUUCACGUGGAUGACUCUGUACGAGUAAAUACAUAGUUUGAGAAAAUAUAUGUCUGCUAUUCAGUCCUUUGUGAAGCAUUGAGCAUCCACACAGUCUUUUACUUCGUAAUUUUUUUCUUAUCAUUAUCAAUGUGCAUGUCUGCCUACAGCUACGGGGCAAGCACGAGGACGAACGUACACAUUCAUGACUUAAUCAGGAUUCGAACCAAUGGCAAUGAUAUCGAGAGGAAGAGUUAUUUGAAGAAUCGCGGGUUAAGCCAAGCAAGCCAAAAUUUAUGAUUCAGACACAAUUUAAUCUUGUUAUUGAAAAUAUAUAAAAAUGUUGAAUUUAGAUAGAAUUUUAA
Messenger RNA from Hermetia illucens (black soldier fly), 786 nucleotides. Its product is annotated as odorant receptor 22b-like. Gene Ontology annotation, molecular function: odorant binding; olfactory receptor activity. Gene Ontology annotation, cellular component: plasma membrane. The record is from RefSeq and is a predicted model, not a curated record. The transcript is spliced from 2 exons. Bases 122 to 388 code for a protein of 88 amino acids. Gene Ontology annotation, biological process: sensory perception of smell; detection of chemical stimulus involved in sensory perception of smell. Lineage: Eukaryota; Metazoa; Arthropoda; Insecta; Diptera; Stratiomyidae.